This is a messenger RNA of Mytilus californianus (California mussel), 909 nucleotides long. RefSeq lists its product as uncharacterized. Gene Ontology annotation, molecular function: wide pore channel activity. The record is from RefSeq and is a predicted model, not a curated record. The transcript is spliced from 6 exons. Lineage: Eukaryota; Metazoa; Mollusca; Bivalvia; Mytilida; Mytilidae. Gene Ontology annotation, cellular component: membrane. Bases 172 to 843 code for a protein of 223 amino acids.
UUGUUUUAAUAUAUCUGGUUUAUUAUUCAUACUUUAUUAGUAUUGACAGCGUUGUACGCGCAUGUGUAAAGGAAAACACUUAUUGUUCAAUAGUGUUUUUAUAUCAAUUCGUCAAUUGAUAAGCAGGGAAGUGUUUUAGACAUUCGAUUUUAACAAAAGUGGCAGUAUACAAUGAUGCAGAACAUCUUGGCUUUGUUCCUUGUGGUUGCUUGUGUUAAUGCAGUACCGUGGCCACAGGGAAAAUAUACUUUAGUAAAACCUAAAUCAGGCUGUCCACCCGGAUGGUUCGAAGGAUGGCGACAUCAGGAUAACGAAGAUAGUGAUAACAAAAACUCGGUGUCCAAUGGUCACCAUUUUUAUGGUUCAUUUGAUAGGAACACAAAAACAUUUUACUGUUCAAAGACUCGUGAGGAGAAGGUUACAGAUUGGACCACAUGGAAAUUAGUACAAUGGCCAAGAGGAACUUAUUGCAUCCUAAGGAAAGGAGGAUCGUGUCCUAAAGGAUUUGCAAACGGACAUGUACAUUGGGAUGACGAAGAUUCUAAUAAUGAAAAUAAUUUUGCUGGAACUUUGCCUGAUGGACAGUAUGACAGAAACACAUUGAUACAAUACUGUUGCAGAUCUGAUGGACCGUCUAAUACUGCAAUAGAACUUCCCACAUCUAAGCCAUUCUAUCUUGUGAGAAAAUCAAGCACUUGUCAGCAGGUGAAAGGAAUGACUGUCCGCAAUGAAUAUAUAAAGACCGACGACGAAGAUAAAGAUAACAAAAACAGCUGGGCCGGAAGCUAUCCAUCUAUAAGUGGAGGCAGGAAUAUCCAAAUGGAAUACUGCUAUUAUGCAUAAAGUCUUGCAACAUUUAUUCAUUUCUGACAGAAAUGAUUUUAAUAAAGUGGCGUUAUUUCAUUUUUA